AUGUGCCGGAGGACGUGGGGGAUUGCUUUACUCGAUUUACGUAUGCUUCGGCGCGCGCUCCACGCAUGGGUGAUCCGUGGCCUAGUCUUGGCCGCGGCACCUGAAGGCCAGAAAGGCUGGGAAGGGCUGGGACCCAGGGUGAUGCUGAGCGUCAUCACACGGAACCGUUUCUGGCGGCACGCGCUGUCCACCUUGUCUUUGCGGAGCUCGGUGGAGAAUGCACAGCAGGAGCUUCCCGACCUUUACCUCGAGUGGCACCUGAUCGAUGAUGCAAGCAGCGGAAGCAAGUCUUCAGAGAAGCAGUCCAUGAUCCAGGAAUUGGUUGAAGCAGGGCAGAUUAGAAAUUUUACAAGGAUGUCCCGACACCUGGGAACUGUUCGAGUCCUGGCUUUGGCUGUUGAAACGUUUCUCAGCAGAGCUGACCUUGACUUUUUUCUUCACUGCGACGACGACAUCUUGAUGGGCCGGACAACAGUCGUGCGUGCCCUCAGGGACUAUAUGACUGAUAUAUCCAACGGUGGGAUUUUGGCGCUCUUUGUGAACUCCUGGCUGGAUGACCAGCUAUCGCAUGCAGAUCCAGCGUUUGGACCGUAUGCGGUGGCCCCCUUCCUCGGUGGUGCUGCUUACAUCGUAGAUCGAAAGACUCUGACUGUGACCGGAAAUCCCUGGGCACAAGCGAUUGCCAGCAACAGUCGAAUUACACCCCACGAGGCACAUGUUUACUGGCUCAGGCAGUUGUUGCCAUCCCGGGGUCAACAGAUAUGGGUGAGAUGGAAGCAACCUUACGAGUGUCAGCACUUGGGGAACGUGAAUACAUUGAACUUUGGGAAGCAGCCUGAGUGGGAGCCCAUGUGGGCUAUCGACCACGAGUCGAAGCGUAUCGUGGAAGUUCCCGGCUACAAAUCUGCUGAUGUUCGUGCUGCGCUUUGGAAUGACCGCAAGCUUUUGCCGGACUAUGUUGCUUUCCAGAAUGCCAAGAUGCGAAAUCCAUUAAAACAGCUUCCAUCCACCGCAACAUCCGGCGCAUGGUCUCCCUGGGCCUACCGCAGGCGUCACCUCAACUACUUAGAGAUUGGAACAGCUGACUUCGACACACUGCUGUCUCGGCAUGUUUGGCGGGAGGACGUCCGUGGAAUCUCUGUCGAGCCGUUGAGGAUCUACUUCGACAGGCUGCCAUCUCAUGGAGGUGCUAACAAGCUCCUGCUAAACGUGGCCGUGAGUGACUACGACGGUUUCGACACGCUCUACUUCGUUCAGCCUGAGCUGGUCGGGCCGCACCGCGGGUCUGAGAACCUGUGUGACCAGGCGCAGGUGUCAAGGCUGGGCCUCGACGAGUGCCUUCCAGGAUGGGUCCGGGGCACCUCCUCUCUGAAGAGACCACCUGAGGGUGUCCGGCAGUUGCUGGGCAAGCGGGCCAUGGAUGUGAUGGGAAGGGUGCAGGUUCCUUGCAUGACCUACGAGACCUUGCUUACGGUGUAUGGCAUCGGUUCCCUGGAUAUACUGAAGAUAGAUGCCGAAGGCUUCGAUGCCAAGAUCUUGCGUCAGGUUCUCGAGCUUGGCCGCAAGCGGGGUCUCUGGCCGUGGCAGGUUCAAUUUGAGAAGAACAUUCUGUCGGACUGGGAGAUGUUGGAUGCGCAGGUGAUCGAACUCCACCGGGAAGGGUACCGCUGCUUUGACUCAGAGCCGCUGGACGAUGCCAUGGAGCUGCGGACCUUGCACCGGGACGAUGUGGCCGGCCCUCCACCUGAUCCGCCUUUACCAGUCGCAGAAAUCGCCGCAGCAGACGGUCUGGAAGCCGAACCAGAAGGCCUCGCGCUGCGGCAGAGUGGGCAAGCUCCUUCAUCAGGCGAGGGUCAGUUUGAGGCUUCAGCUUCUCCAAGAGGUGAUGUCGCUUCAGCCACCACCCGGAUGGAUGGCGAGGCCAUGUUGGGUCUCCGGACUCCGGACCUCAGAGAUCGUGCCCUGGCCGAGGAGCUGGAGGCCGAGUGCGAGGUUCUGGAAGCGGCGGCGCAGUCCUUGAAGCUCUCGCGGGGGAUCCCAGGUGACCGG
Messenger RNA from Symbiodinium necroappetens, 2049 nucleotides. The record is from the annotation of a GenBank genome assembly. Lineage: Eukaryota; Dinophyceae; Suessiales; Symbiodiniaceae.